AUGGGUGUUACCAAGCAGAUCAUCAAGCAGGGCGACGGCCAGAACUUCCCCAAGAACGGCGACAACGUCUCCAUGGAGUACACUGGCUGGCUCUCGGAGAACGGCUCCAAGGGCAAGCAAGUCAUCAAGGGCUGGGACCACGGUAUCGUCGAGCAGGACGGUGGCAUGUCCCUCGGCGAGAAGGCCACUCUUACCAUCACCCCCGACUUCGGUUACGGUGCUCGUGGUUUCCCUGGUGCCAUCCCCCAGAACGCCACCCUCAUCUUCGAUGUUGAGCUUAAGGCCAUCAACAACAAGAGAGCUUAA
Molecule: messenger RNA, 306 nt
Organism: Aureobasidium vineae
Lineage: Eukaryota; Fungi; Ascomycota; Dothideomycetes; Dothideales; Saccotheciaceae
Source: the annotation of a GenBank genome assembly